Messenger RNA from Cheilinus undulatus (humphead wrasse), 9245 nucleotides. RefSeq names its product adhesion G protein-coupled receptor A3. The coding region runs from base 443 to 4600 and encodes 1385 amino acids. Gene Ontology annotation, cellular component: plasma membrane; glutamatergic synapse; postsynaptic density. Gene Ontology annotation, biological process: cell surface receptor signaling pathway; G protein-coupled receptor signaling pathway. The transcript is spliced from 19 exons. NCBI's taxonomy places the organism in Eukaryota, Metazoa, Chordata, Actinopteri, Labriformes, Labridae. Gene Ontology annotation, molecular function: protein binding; G protein-coupled receptor activity. The record is from RefSeq and is a predicted model, not a curated record.
GGGAGAGGGACAACGCGGUGUGCAGAAGCUCUGACAGGAGACGGAUUUAUGUGGAUAUCUUCAUAUAGCAGCUACUUUUCAUCCUCGGAUACAUAUCUCAUUCAUGCUUUCGCUUGGAGAGGAGCAUGUGUCGCGCUAAAGUUUAUCCGGACUUUAAAGGCGCGCCGUGGGAAGUUUCCCUGCUCGUGCCGCGGCUCUGAAAACAGUUUGGAGGACUUUUUAUGACACAGAAUGGCAAAAAAGGAGCAACACACACCCCUGAUACUUCACUUUUCUCUCUGCUUUGCUUCAAAAAGUAGCGCUGAAAGUUUGCAGCAGUUCCUGACGCGGCAGGUGACCAACAAGGCACGAGAUGUGGACUUUAAUGUCACAGAAGGCGGCGUGAAAAGGUCCGGUCUGCUCUCAGGAGUUAUGAGGAUAUAACCUGAACAUAUCAGAGAUAAUGAUGAGAGCUGUGAGAGUCCUGUGCGUCCUGCUCGCGCUGUGGGAGUCGAGCCACAGCAACAGAAACUGUCCGGACCUGAUCGUUGACAGCUGUCACUGCUCAGCGGAGAGGUCCAAGGAGCUGAGCCGGCAGCACGUCCGGGUCAAAGUGGUGUGUGAUGAUGUGGACCUGAUGGACACCCUGCAGCCCAGCUUCCUCCCAAACAGAACCGUCUCCCUAAACCUGAGUAAUAACAAGAUCUCCCUGCUGAGGAACGGCUCCUUCUAUGGCUUGGCUGCGCUGGAAAAACUGGAUCUGAGGAAUAAUUUGAUAAGUACAGUGGAGCCCGGGGCCUUCCGUGGUCUGCUGGCUCUGAGGAGACUAGACCUCUCCAACAACAGGAUUGGCUGUCUCUUCCCUGAGAUGUUUAUUGAUCUGGUCAACCUCUCCAAAUUGAAUUUAUCUGGAAAUAUCUUCUCCACUCUGACCGUGGGACUUUUCACACACCUUGUGGCUCUCCGAGUGCUGCACUUCAGCACUGAGACCCUGUUCUGUGACUGUCAGCUUAAGUGGCUUCUCCUUUGGGCUCGGAGCAACUCUGUGAGGAUCAGCAACGACACUGUGUGCAUGUUCCCCACACACCUCCAUGGACUGGAGUUUCGUAACCUACGGGAACAACAGCUCAGAUGUGAUGGACCUCUGGAGAUGCCCCUCUUCCAGCUCAUCCCCUCUCAGAGACAGCUGGUGUUUCGUGGAGACCGUCUCCCCCUGCAGUGCACCGCCUCCUACCUGGACCGCUCGGUGGAGCUGCGGUGGCGUCACAAUGGCCACGCUGUGACCACACAAGAGGAGCAGGGGAUCUAUGUAGAGGAAACACUGCUGCAUGACUGCUGCCUGCUGACCAGCGAGGUCAUCCUCUCAAACAUUGAUGUGGGCAUUGCUGGUGUCUGGGAGUGCUUGGUUACCAGUUCCCGUGGCAACACCUCUCAGCAGAUGGAGAUAGUCGUUGUUGAGACGUCAGCACCGUACUGUCCCGCUGACAGGGUCUCCAACAACAAGGGGGACUUCAGGUGGCCAAAGACGUUAGCUGGCAUCCUGGCCUUCCUGCCCUGUGCUCCUGCCACCUUUGGCUCCGCCCCCCACCCCUCUGGAAGUGGCCCUCACAUCCCAGGUCAGAGGGAGAAGAAGGCGUGGCGGCGCUGCGACCGUGCUGGUCGCUGGGCUGAGGAUGACUACACUCAGUGUCCUUAUGCCAGCGAGCUGACACGCCUGCUGCACGAGCUCACACAGAUCCCCAUAAACACCUCCAAUGCUCAGCCUUUAGGCCGGCAGUUAGUGGCUUUCACCAGCAGGGCAGCACACUUCAAUGAUGUCAUGGAUGUCAUCUUUGUCACUCAUCUGGUGGAGAGGCUGACCAGGCUGGUGGAGAAACGGAGAGAUCUUGGGGACUAUAUAUCAGACAUAGCCAGUAACAUGAUGCUGGUGGAGGAGCAUAUCCUGUGGAUGGCGCAGAACGAGGCUCGAGCGUGCACCCGCAUCGUCCAAUGUGUAGAGCGUAUCGCUGACCUGGCGCUGACCGGAGACAACCAAGUCAUUUCUAAGGUGUCUGCUAACAUAGCUCUGGAGGCCUUUCUGAUUCGUCCAUCGAACUUUCUCGGUCUGUCCUGCACGGCUCUUCAGCGCCCGCUCUCCUCUGCCUCGGCGCCCCGUCUCGACAGUCGCUCCAGCAGUGACAAGGACACGAGCAGAGAUCGUGACGCUGAGGAGGAGUCGUUGCUCAACUUCAAAUGCCACACUGUCAACAGCAGCGGCUCGCCAGCCAGUCAGCUCAGCAAGAACUCAGUGGCAGUCGCCUCAAUCCAUUUACCGCUGGCUGGUACGCCUAUCUCCUCCUCUGCGCUGCAAUCUGUUGAUAACUCCACUUGCAGGCUGCAGUUUAUUGUGUUUCGCAAUGGGAAACUCUUUCCUUGCACGGGGAAUUCGUCAAAUCUCGCAGACGAUGGGAAGCGUAGGAGCGUUUCAACACCAGUUGCUUUCACCAAAUUAGAUGGGUGCAGCCUCGGGAGCGCCGUGCACUCGGUUACUAUCGCUCUGAGGCACUUCGCUCUGGGUGUAGACCCCACCGCAGCCUACUGGGAUUUUGACCUGCUGGAUGGACACGGUGGCUGGAGGGCAGAGGGCUGCCACAUAACAGGCUCCGGGGGCAACACGACCACCAUUCACUGCACCCAUCACAAUAACUUUGCUGUGCUAAUGGAUCUGAAGAAGGUGCUGUCAUUCCCCCCAUACCCUGGGGAGUUUUUGCACCCGGUCGUGUAUGCCUGCACGGCGGUCAUGUUGCUCUGCCUCUUCGCCUCCAUCAUCACGUACAUAGUGCACCACAGCGCAAUCCGGAUCAGUCGGAAGGGAUGGCAUAUGCUUCUCAACUUCUGCUUCCACACGGCUCUGACCUUUGCUGUGUUUGCCGGCGGCAUCAAUCGAAUCAAAUACCCCAUCAUCUGUCAAGCAGUCGGGGUCGUGCUGCACUACUCGUCUCUGUCGACCAUGCUGUGGCUCGGGGUGACGGCCAGGAACAUUUACAAGCAGGUGACCAAGAAGCCUCCGCAGAGCCAAGAUGGUGACCCACCUCCGCCCCCUAAACAGCCGCUGUUGAAAUUUUAUUUAGUCAGCGGUGGAGUGCCCCUCAUCAUCUGCGGGGUCACAGCAGCCGUCAAUAUAGACAACUAUGGCAGCAAGGAACAAGCACCAUACUGCUGGAUGGCCUGGGAGCCCAGCCUCGGGGCCUUCUUCGGUCCUGUUGCAUUCAUCUUCCUGGUAACCUGCAUCUACUUCCUCUGCACCUUCCUCCAGCUGCGAAAACACCCAGAAAAGAAGUAUGAGCUGAAGCAGCUGACUGAGGAGCAGCAGAGAUUGGCUGCAGUCGACGUACCAACCCACUGCCACCAGGGAGCGGAGCCUGGGGCCCUUGCAGCUCCGACCGCCGGGAGUCACUGCCCUGCUGGCUGUCCGGGUGUACCCAUUAACCCAGCACUGCUUGCCAACGAGCACUCCUUCAAGGCGCAGUUAAGGACGGCAGCCUUCACCCUCUUCCUGUUCCUGGCCACCUGGACAUUCGGGGCGCUUGCUGUGUCUCAGGGCCACUUCCUGGAUAUGAUCUUCAGCUGCCUUUAUGGUGCCUUCUCCGUCACCCUUGGCCUCUUUGUCCUCAUCCAUCACUGCGCCAAGCGUGAUGACGUUUGGCAUUGCUGGUGUUCCUGUUGUCCAGGAAGACAGGAGAACGCCUGCUCUGGUGCCCACGGUCCUACUCAGGCACGGCCAAAGGUCAAUGUGAACGGAGAUACCCCCGGGCAUGGCCACAGUCACACCCACUGCCACCAUGACUCCCCAUGUCCAGGUAAAGCCGUGAUCAGCUGCAGUCAUGGCAGUUUAGGUCACUGCAAACACGCUCUCCCAUCUUCACAAAACCAUGUAACAUGUCUGGCACCUGUAACACCCUGCUGUGCCGCGUUGCACAGCCAGCAGCUGAUGGAGGAGGAGCCUGCAGCCACACAUGUGCUGCUACAUCCUGACCCAGAGGGAUACCGUCCAGGGAUUCAGCUGCACCCCUGCCUAAAGAGCAGCACCAGGACUAAAAGCCGGAGUUUGAGUCGCCGGGCUGGAGCCGCUGCCUGCGGGGCUGGGAGUGAGCGGGAGUAUGCAUAUCACAUCCCUUCAAGUGGGGAUGGCGGCAGCGUGCACAGCUCACACACUGACAGCCCACACAGCACACAUGAGCGCCAUGCCCACAUCUGUCCACAUCUGGCCCACGAAGGCCACCAUGAUGGGCAUCACACAUGCCACGCUGCUGCAGCCACCACACACGAGGCCCUGGCAUGCCAUCAUCCCUGCCACCGGCACAUCUGCUGUGCCAAGGCAGACCUUUUCCCUUCCUUGUGCCCGGCAGAGGCGGGUGACACGGGCGUCUUCCUGUGCGGCUGCGGCAAAGUGGCCGAGCCGGACCCGAUGGUGACACAUUGCCAUCUGGAGAUGCAUGCCCCGCGCAGACAAUCCUACCCCCAGAACCCACCCAAUCAGAAUGGGAUUCUAAAAGGGGGCCUACACGAAGGACUCCUGUAUGCCUCGGACAGCACGGGGAAUAUACGCACUGGACCCUGGAAGAACGAAACUACUGUGUAGUACGGACAGAAAAAGACACCCCUGAUUCCUAGUCCCGCCAAAAAUAAACCCUGGAUUCCCUUUCUAGAAGUAAAAAAAUGAAUUGAACUACAUUUUAACUAUCACAAUCAGUGUGGGAUAUUUUUAUUUCAAUGUCCUCAUGUUUUUAUGUGUGCUGUUUCACUGUACAGAAAUCUGAUCUCAUGUAAAUCCAUACACAAAACGGAAUCUGACCAAGAAGAAUAUGUGAAACAUUUGCUACAUCAUACCAUCAGAUGUUACUGAAGGUAUUUCCACUGAUCCAUACUACUACAGAUCUCUCUCUAUAUAUACAAGAAAAUGAAUGGUUGUAUGUUUGACUCUGUGUGUUAGUGCUCAAAGGCAACACGCUGCAAGAUUUUUUUACACUUUCCAUCAGAUAGUCUCAGAUGACAGAGACCUCCAGUACUAUCAAGAACUCUUGGCAUCCAUGUUUUUAGAUGACUAAACCAGCAAUUUUCAUGGGUAUUUUUCGCCAUUCAGUCUCAGUCAAGCAACUGUGAAUAUCUACUAGAGAUUUUCUGAAUUAUAUACAAAGAAACUGUUGCCGGACAGAGAUGUGUGGAUGCCAAUUAACUUUUGAGAAUUCAUAGAAAAAGAAAAGAAAAGGGAAGUCAACAUCCUCUUCUGGGUUGAUAUUGAUCGUGUUGUCUGUAUACCUUCACUGUUGUGUUCUUUGUUUUUUUAUUUCCUUUUUGUUAAUUCUGGAGAAAAGUAAAUAACAGCGCCAUCAACAGCAACAACGUGGCCAUUGUGAGUGUAGAAUUGGUGUCAUUGAGUCUUUGGAUCUAGUGUGGUUUUUACUGAAGAGGAAUUCCAGUAUUUUUCAACCUGGGCCCUAUUUUUUUAUAAUUUUCAGAUAUUUAUGACAAAUGCAAUGCAAAUGUUUGGAAUUUCCAACAUGGAUUGGUUUGGUUUGAAGAUGCAAAACAGGCUCUAAAUGGCUACAGCUUAACCUUGGAGGUGAAUCUGUCAAAUCAGACGUCUACUAGAAGUUCUUGAUUUUAUUACUAACCUCCUCAAAUUAUAGUCUAGUUCUCCCACUGCAUAAUAGAAAGGAUACCUGCAAAAAUUGACUGUUUUGUUGAGGUGAAAAACUUUUCCUAUCCAGAAAAAGGCUGUGUUGCUCUCUUCAAAACCACAAAACCCAUUUUUAAAAAUACAAAUUUUACCUAGAAUGGAAGGACUGCUGUGUCAUCCUUUAUUUUACUGUGUGCUGUGUAAAAGGAGGUUUUAAAAUGUCUUUUUUAAUCCAGCAUGUUAUUUAUUGAUCACACAAUUGCACAGUCAGUGAAGUUUGGUAGUUUCUUAAGAGCCAAUGACAGCUGUUUCUUGUUUCUCAAUGCCUUUUUUCUCUUUUACAGAGAGGUCUAUCAGAGUUUGGAUCUGCUGGGGAAAUUCUAAUGCUUUUCCUGAUUUAGAUGUUUAAAAAUGCAUUUAAAAGUAGGGCCCAGGUUUAUUAAUACCAACCAUACCUUUAAAAACUGUGUCACAAAGAGCCAGAUUCCUACAGUUUAUUGCCAAACUUGUGCAGGCUUUCAUUCUCUGCAUCUAAAUCAGAUAUUGUGAAAUCAACGUUCUGUAUGAGUCUGUAAAGUCAAACAUAUCAGAACAAAAAGAGUGUGAAUGUUAUUAAAGAAGAAACAACAAGCUGCUUUCAGAAACCUACCUAUCACUAAUGUAGUAUUUUAGCAAAAAACAAAAAAGAUUUAAACAUUAACCUGACCUCAUCCACUGUUAGCUUAAUGCUACAUGGCAGAAUUGGAGCAAAUUUCCCCGUUAUUUUGUCUUUACAGUCCCUGCAGCAUGCAUGCCUUGCUGUAUGCUCUCAUCAAAGAUUCUUAAUGAAUGCCCAUCCAUGAACGUAUUAUUUGUCUCAACCCCAGGCGGCUACUGCAGCCUGCCAUGUAUCACUUUUGUCACACUCCUGGAUUAGGCCUAGUCCCCAACAAAUACUGCAUUAUUUCCCACUGCUUAUCUCCAUUUGACAAGACUUUAAUCUAAGGUUUAUCCCAGAAUCCAGUCCAGAAAAUCAUAAUGCUAUUGGUUCUGCUUUUGUAGAUAACUUGCUCUGGAAGAGGCCAAGGUUGAAGUGUGGAUUGUUUUAUUUUGUGACCAUGAAGGUCAAAUUCUUUUUGAAGAGUUACCCUUCAGAACAGAAAGCUCUGUAUUGAUUUUGAAGCACCUGUUUGUUUUUAAGAUGAUGAUAUUGAGUUUGAUAUUUGAGACAAAGCAGUCAUAGGUUUCAUCAGAAAAGCCAAACUUCAGGCAGAGCAUAUAAUCUCACAGCAAACCACCUGGGCAUGCACACCUCCUCCUCCUCCUCCAUCCUGUGCACUCUUGUCUGUGUAUAUAGGAUCAAUUUCUGAUGAAUUAUUUUAUAUGAGAUUUAAGAUAUUUAAGAAUAAAAUAAGUCUAUAUGUAAAGCAAGUUGUAUUGGGGAAAAAACGGACCUCUCAAUGUUACUACUCAGUAUCUGAGUUUAGAAAUGUCUUUUUUGUUUUCAAAGGCCUUUUUCUUUUCAGUUCUAGUUGAAGUAUGCAGACUUGCUGUGUGUUGUGAGACUUAUUCUGUCAUAUCAGAGGUAGAAAUGCUCUACCUGCUUUAAUAUUUGGCCUGCCAGUGUAGAAUAGGUCACUUAUAGUACCUUUAAAGAAGACAUACACUCAAAGAUCACUUUAUUAGGUACGCCUGUUCAACUGCUCUUUAACUCAUACAUCUAAUCAGCCAAUCACAUGGCAGCAACCAGUGCAUUUAGGCAUGAAGACAUGGUCAAGAUGAUGUUGUGAAGUUCUAACUAAGCAUCAGAAUGGAGGAUAAAGGUUGACUUUGAAGGUGUCAUGGUUGUUGGUUCCAGUUUCUGAAGAAUACGUCCAGUAAUCAGGAGUUCAGCUAUAAAAAACAUGCAGUUACAUACAUGUCAAGACAUCCGUGGUAACUUUCUCCAUCAGCUGUAAGUGCUGUAAACAAAAAGCAUCUCUGUACAUGUUGAGCCUUGGAGCACAUGGGCUAUAGCAGUAGAAGAACACACCAGGUGCUACUUCUGCCAGGUAACACUGUUCAGUACACUAGCAAGUUCCAGCAAGAAGAUCAGCUUGAUUACAUUAACGAAAUUCUUAGUGCAGUAGCCUGACAGCACGCGAGAGAUGCAGCAUGUUUUUGCGUGACCUGGCUGUUCCUGUUCUUCGCACUGUUGCUUAUGUUGAAAUGGAUAAGGAACAAAGAAAGGGGCAGAUGACAAGGCAUCGGGAGUGUCAGGCAGGGAUAUUUCUUUCAUUUUCUUUCAUUUUCCUCACUCAGCAGAACUAUAGCUUUUGCAAGUUUCCAUCUCCUGUCCCUAGUUAGGCUUUUAGAACAUGAAAGAAGGUAAAAUGAAAUAUAUCAAGCUUGCAUAGAAAUUACAUAAAGGCAGUCACAGUUAAUUUAAAAAAUACAUUAAUAGAACUAAAAGACAAAAUUGUAUAAUUUUACAUGUUAGUUACAUAAAAUUACAUUCACACCCAUUCAGAAUCCCACACUGAUAGUGGAGGCUGAUAUACUAGGUGUCCAUCAGUUUUACCCAAUCCCAUUAAUUUGCUUAAAUACAUGCUGACACGCCUUCCAAUUGAACCCUUUUAACCCUGUGAUAAAAGCCUACCUGAUUACCAACAACCACUGCAUCAAAGCCACUUAAAUGCCUUUUUUUCCCAUUCUGAUGAACUUCAGCAGAUCAUGUUGAUCAUGUCUACCUAUAUAAAUGCAUUGGUUGCCUCCAUGUGAUGGGAUGAUUAGAUAUUUGCAUUACUGAGCAGUUGAACAUGUAUGCCGAAUAAAGUGAUCGGUGAGUUUAUUUGAAUUAAAAAGAGACUUUUGCAAAGAAUAAAAAGAGAAAAAUCAAAUUGAUACCCCCUUUAUUUGGAUGGUAAGUUUGGCCCUGGGCCACAGAUGCAUGAGGCUCAUGGCUUUGCACAGAGCCGCUGCAGUUUUAACCAAGUCUGGAAAAAAAGUCAGAUUAUUCGCCGUAACCUUCGGUUAUAAAACAGUGGCAGAUUACAAAAAGAGGGCAGUAAAUGGUUCUGGCUUUUUAGUUAUUGGAAAGGGAUUUGUAACAGUAUCACAACAAAACAUUGAAAAACAAGCCUCUCCUGCUAAACCCACGUAAACCCGAGGGACAUCGGUGUAGAUUAAUCGCUGUACAUCAUGUGUAUUUGCUGGUGGUGUGUUUUAGGAGCAGCCUGAGCUUCUCAGUGAUGUUUGGUCUCACAGGCCACCGUAGGCCUCCUUCUCUGUUGUCAUCAGUAGCAGAUGUACUGCCUCUCUAAAUGAGCUUGCUGACCAGACGGCUGCUGAAAUAUUCACCUGUGGUACUGUGACAAAACCUAAAGCCAGUUUUCACUUUUUUCUACAUUGACACAGAUUCCAAUAAAUGUAUUUUUUCACCAUGCAACGGAUGAGAGCAUCUUUGGCUGUCUGUGUUUGUGUGUCCGCCAAUGUGCCGAGUAAAGAAAAAGGAUGAACACUAGUGCAAAAAAAGCAUUUUGUUAACACACUCAUGCUGCAAUGUGUUUAUAUCUUCUGACAGCGUGAUGGAGAUUGAGAUGCCUUACAGAGCCACCACAGGGGAGGAAUUCAGAUGAUAGUUGGCUUG